UGCGAGAUAAAUUUGUGAUUUUUUGUGUGAUAGUGAGCACUAACUAGAGACGUCUAACCUGAAAAAUUCAUAAAGAUAGCUUGAGAGGAACUGGAGUUAUUAAACUUUUACAUCAAGGGAAUACAACGGUACAAUAAUUUUGCAAUUCACUCAUAUAUAUACGGUUAUUUUUUAAAGUUAUAUCACAAAUGGUACAAAAUAAUUCUGUGUUAUUCAAUGUAAUAUAUCACGGUUGAUAAGUUUACGUGUUUGGCUCACUUUCUUCAACCUAUGUAGAUUAUCUCAAGCAUUUCAAUCGUAAUUUGUUUUGCUGAUGUGAGCAUGUGAACCAGGCGUCGCCAUUGGUAGUACAUCACGUAACCCAUUGGUGAUUAUAAUCGCUGUUGUUUUCGUCAGACAACAACACAGUAUAAUAAAAUUCGAGAAUUAUUUUUCUCAUUAAACAUUGACAUCAUCUGAAAAGCGAAAUAAAUCAACAUUAUUUGAUGAAGAUGAUGUUGAUCGAGAUCGUACUAAAAAAGCUGUACAAAUUCGUGUCAACGAUAUACCCGAUAUUGAUAAAUACGUAUUAAAUCUUACAUGGGAAAAACUUCAUGAUAUCAUCAAAUUAUUCCUACAAGUAGCGGAUGGUAUUGUAAAUGUAUCAAAUAUCGAAGAAAAAUUGAAAGUUAUUUCAAAUGAUUGUCCACCAUUGAUGUAUAAACACGUAAUAUAUGAUUUAUAUUAUGAUGAUAAUAAUCUAUUAAAAAAAUAUUUCUUUAUUUUUUUAUCAAUUUUCGUUAAUAAACAUUAUCAUUUUAUUGAAGAAAAUACUAAAUUAGAUAAUAUUAACUUAUGUAUAUUUUUACGUUUAAUCGAUGAAGAUAAUAUUAUUCACAAAUUCGAACUAAUCAAUAAUGGUCAUUUAGAUUUAUCGUCCUAUUUUUCACUUAUAGGUACAUUUUUAAUUAUAAUAAUAUCACAUAGAACAAUAACAACAUACGAUUUAUGUCUAUUUUCAACAAUAUUACAAGAUGAUAUUAUUAAUAAAAAUAUUUCGUAUUGGCCAAUAUUAAAAGAUUUUAUUAAAUUAUUUCGUACUAUUUUACAUACUGAAUUUGUUGAACAUAUUUAUUAUGAAUUAAUCAAUGAUGAAAUAGAAUCAACAAAUACUCUUGAUAUUGUUCGUUUUAAAGGUAAAAAAAUUAAUCACACACAAAUUAGUUAG
Messenger RNA from Rotaria sp. Silwood2, 1207 nucleotides. NCBI's taxonomy places the organism in Eukaryota, Metazoa, Rotifera, Eurotatoria, Philodinida, Philodinidae. The record is from the annotation of a GenBank genome assembly.